Messenger RNA from Anas platyrhynchos (mallard), 893 nucleotides. RefSeq names its product CMRF35-like molecule 5. Gene Ontology annotation, cellular component: plasma membrane. Lineage: Eukaryota; Metazoa; Chordata; Aves; Anseriformes; Anatidae. The record is from RefSeq and is a predicted model, not a curated record. Gene Ontology annotation, molecular function: transmembrane signaling receptor activity.
CCACAUCCUCUUCUUGCAACACCAGCACCUCGGCCACUGAGCCUGGCCCCCGCCAGUGAGUGGUGCUGAGCCAUGGGCAAAAGAGGAAGCGAAGCCCCCGAGAGGUACCGAGGAACACGUCUGGCCAGAGGGCUGCCCGACGGGUGCCGAAGGCCAUCCUGGCCAUGCGGCUGCUGCUGCUGCUGCUGCUCGCCUGCACGGCUCCGUGCCCCUCGGCAGGCGGCCGGGCAGUGAGGGGGCCCGGCACUGUGCGUGGGCACCUGGGGGGGUCCCUCUCGGUGUCCUGCUUGUACCGGCAAGGCUACGAGAACAACUCAAAGUUCUGGUGCCACCCGGGAACGAUCGCUAUCUGUGCUUCUGACGUCCACAUCAUCGCCACCUCGGAGAGUAAUCCCCAGGUGCAGCGGGGCCGGUUCUCCAUCUGGGACAAUCGCAGCCAGCGGGUGUUCACCGUGACCAUACAGAACCUGAAGGCAGAGGACGCGGGCACCUACCGCUGCGGGGUGCAAAAGCCCUUCUUUCAGUUUGAUUACAGUGACGAUGUGAAGGUGAUCGUGUCCCCAGGACCACCACAGGGGACUACCGAUGCCCUCUUUUGGGCCACCUCAUGGCCACUAACACCGAGUGUGAGCUCCCCAUUGAGCACGGACUCGCCGUUGCGCACGGGUGCUCCGCGGAGCGCGGGUAACGUGACCCUGGGUGCGGAUGUGCCAUCGGGGCGCUGUGACAGCCUCCGCUGGUUCCCGCUGCUGGCCGGGCUGCAGCUGCUGGCCCUGGUGGCCAUGAGCAUGACCGUGCUGUGGCUGAGCCUGCGGAGAGACUGAGCACCGGGGCUCGCAGCGCUCAGCCCCCGCCGCCGCAAUAAAGCGCUCGGGCACCGCGUCGAGGCUCCA